GACGCCGAGAGGAUUGGUGGUGUGUUCCAAAACAGUCGUCGAUAAGUAAUUAACUGGAACCGGCAUCUUUCUCUUUUCCUACUGUCACGUAAUUCAUUUGUUUAUAAAGUUUUGUUGACGUCUGAAAAUUAUAUAAAGAAAAGCAAAAAAUCAAGGACAUGAACGACUGUGUUCUGCGGUUCGACGCUGAAAAGGCAAGAGAGGCCUGCAAUGACAUUUUGACAGCCUUGAGCCAACCAGGAAAUGCUGAGAAGUUGGCUCGGGCUAGAGAAGUUGCUGGGACUGACAUGGUCAAAGUCAUGAGGGAGGUUUUCCCCAUAGUCACCCAGAUUCAACUUGAGGUCAUUCAACGUUUUGGCUUUCCUGGAGAUGGCGAAGGUGCCGCGCAAUUUUUACAAUUGGUGCGAUCUUUGGAAAAAGAAGACGGAGAAGUUAGUCGGUUGAGCGAUCAGCUCAGGGCUCAUUUCCUUCCACCGAUGACGGCUCCCAUCCAUUCGAUUCCUGCCUCUUCCUCGCCGCAAUGCAACGGUGCAUCUCAGCCAUAAAUGAACACUAGUGCAAUAUAAAAGUAGUUUAGUACAACAAUAGCCAAUCACGUGCUCAAGUAAAACCAUUUGAAAAUCCGUUCAUGAUUCCUCAGAAAGUGAAACUAAUUCAAUCAUAUUUUUCGUCCAUUUUUUGUAAACCCCCAUCCCCCUUUUUUUUUUCUAAAUCCAGCUCCUUCAUUUUUACUGAGAAUAGCAAAUGAUAUUUUCUCUCUCUA
Messenger RNA from Daphnia carinata, 763 nucleotides. Its product is annotated as protein C10-like. The coding region runs from base 159 to 545 and encodes 128 amino acids. Gene Ontology annotation, biological process: post-embryonic development. NCBI's taxonomy places the organism in Eukaryota, Metazoa, Arthropoda, Branchiopoda, Diplostraca, Daphniidae. The record is from RefSeq and is a predicted model, not a curated record. The transcript has 4 exons.